AGCAUGCGCGGAAAGACCAACAUGGCGGCGCCCUUUGAUACUCGUGAAAAAAAUGCAACAAACAUAUGCAUAACUACAUAGACGAACACGUCUUUAGUUGUUUUGGUUACAAAUCCGGACACUGAAUGUUAAAACCUCCGAUUGUAGACAUGUUUAAAGUUUUCUACCAGCAUACGAGGAUAUUUCCCAGAGUGGACAUCGCAUCUCUCCUUUUGCGUAGGACGCUGUUAAGUACUGCACGAUGUUUCUCGCAAAAUGCAAGUCCUCCAUCGUCGUCUCUAACCCUGGAAUGGAUGCAGGACGAGUCAGAUCAUCUGAAGCAACCAGCGAGGAAGAAACCGAACGAGUGCUCGGUGCUGCUUUUCCCGGGCCAGGGUACUCAGUUUGUGGGGAUGGGCCAGGGACUUUUAAAGUACAGAAACGUAAGAGAAAUGUUCGAUGUUGCUCAGAAAAUAUUGGGAUAUGAUCUGCUGUCAUUGUGCCUAAACGGGUCUGAAGAGGAGCUGAACAAGACGGUCCAUUGCCAGCCGGCUGUAUUCGUCACGUCGCUGGCCGCCGUGGAGAGACUGAUAUGUGAAAAGCCUGAAGCCAUUGAGAACUGUGUGGCGGCCGCCGGGUUCAGCGUGGGCGAGUUCGCUGCCCUCGUUUUUGCGGGCGCCAUGGAUUUCGAGGAGGCCCUCUAUGUGGUGAAGGUGCGAGCCGAAGCCAUGCAGGAGGCCUCUGACCGGACCCGGAGCGGCAUGCUGUCGGUGGUGGGUCUCCCCAAGGCAAGCUACAGCGCAGCCUGUCUGCAGGCGCGGGAACACUGCCGGGCCCUGGGGGUGAGGGAGCCUAUCUGCACCGUCGCCAGCUACCUGUUCCCCGAUGGCAGGGUCAUCGCCGGCCACCAAGAGGCACUGGACUUUUUGCGGGACAACGCGAGGGCCCUGCACUUCCUGCGUGCACGGCCGCUGCCUGUGAGUGGCGCCUUCCACAGCGCCCUGAUGGAGCCGGCGGUGGAGGCGCUCCGGGAAGUCCUGAGGCAUGUGACGGUGCGGCGCCCCCAGGUGGCCGUGCAUGCCAAUGUGGAUGGCAAGCGGUAUGCACACGAGGGCCUCGUGCGGAGGCUCCUGGCUAAGCAGGUGGUGUCGCCCGUGUGCUGGGAGCAGACGCUGCAGGAGCUCUAUGCAAGGGAGCGGGGCCGGGACUUCCCCCACACCUACGAGGUGGGGCCUGGCCGGCAGCUGGGGGCCACGCUACAGAGGUGCAACCUGAAGGCCUUCAGGAGCUACACGCAUGUUGACGUUGUCACCCCCCAGGACUGAUGUAACCAUAGCAACAUGAUACGUGGUUUCAUAUGCAGACAUCUAGUGUGUGUUUUUAAGAUAAUUAAAAGGCUUGAUGGUA
This is a messenger RNA of Brienomyrus brachyistius, 1386 nucleotides long. It is a transcript of the gene mcat, whose product is annotated as malonyl CoA:ACP acyltransferase (mitochondrial). NCBI's taxonomy places the organism in Eukaryota, Metazoa, Chordata, Actinopteri, Osteoglossiformes, Mormyridae. The transcript has 4 exons. Gene Ontology annotation, molecular function: transferase activity. The coding region runs from base 126 to 1304 and encodes 392 amino acids. The record is from RefSeq and is a predicted model, not a curated record.